Messenger RNA from Microthlaspi erraticum, 957 nucleotides. The record is from the annotation of a GenBank genome assembly. Lineage: Eukaryota; Viridiplantae; Streptophyta; Magnoliopsida; Brassicales; Brassicaceae.
AUGACGACGACGUCUCCCUACGUGUACCUGGUUCUUCUCCUUUCGGCGGCGAUCUCUGUUUGCUCGGCCGCGACCAAGUUCGGCGUGAUAGCUCCUACCUCGACAAUCUCACCCGCCACUUUCGUAGCCGAAGUCGUCUCACGGAAGAUAGAGGCCGUCAGGAUUCUGGACUCAAGUGAAGAUAUGAUCAAGGCGUUCGCUCAGACGAACGUUACGCUCUUACUCACCGUUCCCAACGAUCUGGUAUCUCUCUUUUCCUCCAAUCUCACUAUCGUACGAGGCUGGGUAGAGAAGAAGGUCGUGGCAUUUCACCGGCGAACAAAAAUUUCCCAAAUCUCCGUCGGAAUCGACGUUAUGUCGUCCAAUUUUCCGGAUGUUCCGCCUCUGAGUCUACUACCGGCGAUGGAGAAUCUUCAUCUGGCUCUUUCCGAGAUGGGGAUAAACUACAUAGGCGUCUCCGCGUCUUUUGCGUUCUUCCACUCUAUCCCGGCGGAAUUGGGAGAAGUGAAAGGAGAAGAGAUUCGCGUUAUCGUCAAACCAAUCUUGCGAUUUCGUGGCUGGCCAUGCACGGCAGGUGUCAACGACAGUGAAGUAGAUCAGGCGGCACUGCUGUACAGUCGGUCCUACGUCAAAGGUCUAAUUGACCACUUAAGAGGCGGCGGCAGAGAUACUGCCAUGAGUAAAAACACUGUUUCCGAAGUGUAUGUCUCCGAUGGAGUUUGGGAUAUACUGGACCAGCCUCCGACGGCCGAGGACAUCGCUUUAAUCAUAGAAGCCGUUUCGUAUUCAGCAAUUUUGGUCGUGCUUUUUGCUGUGGACUUCAUUGCGAUUGCUUGCUGUAUCAUCUAUGUGUGGAAUCAGAGGAGGAUGCGGAACUUCAGGAGAGACCACCCUCCACCGAGAAGGCCAGUAUCCAAGCCAUACCCUGUGCUCAAAAGGCCAAGAUUCCGAGUUUAA